AAAUUGACAUUGUAUUGUAAUUGCUGAUAACAGGUUAUAUGAAGGUUCACUUUUACUGUAAAAAUCAGCUGAUUAUCAGUUAGAUAAUAAUUUCCUGAAAUUAAAUACUGUUUUGGACAUUCGGGGAAGAUAAACAGAAACUAAAGUGAAAGUUGACUAAGAUCUAUAUAUAUAAAGGAAUAUGACACGCAGUACAAGUCGGUUGUAACCUAGGCCACAAAACAGCUAUAACCAGUCAAAUAUAUGUCAUAAUUCAUGUUGUUGAAUAGUAAAAAAUACUAGUGUGGGUGUCUGGAGACAAGCUAUUUCCUGGUUGGUUUUGAGCAAUUAAGUGGUGAAAUUUGCAACCAUGAGUUUUUAUGGACAACCACCAUUUUGGAAUGGACCUCCAGAUCCAAUGUUUGUGCACAUGCAGACCCAGGUUUUCCAUCACAAGAAACAGACGGCCCAGCAGGCCUUGAAUGGUAACCGGUUACAGCAGGCUCUGGAGCUCUAUACCGAGGCCCUGCAAAUAGCACAAAGUCUGCCACAUUUAUUUCCUGAAAUUCCAAAAAUCCUCAGCAAUAGGUCCCUUGUGUACUACAGACAGAGGAAAUUUAAACCCGCCCUUGAUGACGCAAAUCUAAGCAUCAAUUUGGACCCACUUUGGAUUAAGGGAUACUGGCGAGCAGCGCAGGCCCACAAGGAACUGAGACAGGUGGACUUUACAUUGAGUGCAAUCAUAAAUGGAUACAAUGUGGCCGUCAGUCAGGAACAGGAGGAGGAGAUCAUUAGUUUCCUUGUGGAAAUUGUCUCCAUCAUUAUUACACUCAGAUAUGACCCCCAAAACAUUCUGGAGAAUUCAGAAAUUCAUCCAAGCAGUAUUCAGACACAGAGAAAACUGCUGCAGCGAUUAGCCAGCAACAACUGUUGGGAGGGGGUCAGUCUGCUGGUGAUGGGCGUCCACGCCGGUCCUCCCAGUACCCUGGAUGCAUCCGCAGCUAGCUGCCCGGUAGAUAACCUCUCGGUUGGAAAUCUUCUGAAGAAUAUCACCAUACCAGAACUGAAGAGGUUUGGUGUGGAGUUGGCAGUUUGUCUCUUGAAGAGUGGUGCAUCAUAUGAAGACAUUGAACAGAAGAUGGAGAAACCUGUAAUUCACGUGGGUCUGAAAGUUGCACUUGACACAGGAAAUAUCAGUUUGAUAAAACUGAUGUUCAGUCAGUAUUUGAAAACACCGGAGACAAAGGAUGCUUUGGACAGGGAGGGUAGAACAGCAUUUCAUGUACUGGUGCAUUCUGGGAAAAUCAAUGAUUCCAUUGGCGAGACCCUGCUUCGCAUUCUGAUCAACAAUGGCUGUCAAUCAUCCAUCCCAGACAGGAACGGCAAACUUGCCAUCGAUUAUCUCACACCAAAUGAUCUUGGCUUCAGUAUCUUGUCCACCACCACAAAAGUUGCAGGUAGCCAUGUGAAGGUCAAAGUCAUAGAGAUGAAGGAGAAAGGAAAUGCAGCAUUUAAAAACAGAGAAUAUGAGGAAGCCUUGAUUUUCUAUAACCGAGCUAUAUCCAUGAUGAAAGGUUAUGAAAAUUUGACUCGUGAGGCAGCAACAGUGCUAACUAACCGAUCUAUUGUUCACUCUAACCUACAUAGUGUAACAGAGGCCUUGGAAGAUGCUGAAGAAGCAGUCAGGUGUGACCCAACAUGGAUGAAGGCACACUGGAGAAGGGGCUUAAUUUUAAGACAGAAGAAGCUAUUCCGAGAGUCUUUUAGUGCCUUUUUGGAGGGUUAUCGGAAAGGAGAUGGCACUGUUUCAGAAAAAUUGAACAUUCUUGUGGAAGCUGUUGCAUCCUUUUCAAAUAUCACAGAAAAGCAGGAGUUGGAGGCUAGUUACAAAGGUCUAUGUAAAGUUAGCAGUGAAGUGUGGCUGGAGGUCCUGACUAGACUGAGUGCCCGAGGGGAAUGGGCGGCCAUCAGAUACCUGGUCCUGGGCAUAGACUUCCAAUAUAUUAAUGGAGAAGUGACCCCAAGUGGUUUAGCGAGAGAUGCAGAUUUGCAAGGGAUUACCUAUAGCUCACUGUUCCAGUACCUGGAAAGCCAUGAGGAUCCGACUUCCCUGAGUGGGUGGAUCAGCCCUUUAGUCCUGUUCCUUAUUACACAGAGGGGAGGCCUAGUAACAUUACUGAGAUUCCGAGCAUCGGAGGAGGACACACCUUUCUCUGCUGCUGUUAGAUUUUGUGCACUAACGGGAGACAUUGCAUUAUUACAAAACAUGCCAGGUAAACAAAGGCCUGAGAUGAGCGAAUUUGUGGACGGUAGAGGGGAUUCCCCUUUCCACACCCUCUUUAAGAUGUCCCGUUGUCCUCAGGGAAAGCUCCUGGCCACCAUAGUGAGACUGCUGCUCCAGAAGGGCGUGUCUCCAACAGUGCGUGACCAAAGUCAGCUUCUACCCAUUGACUACGUGAAUCCCAGCAAUAACAAAGAGGUGUAUGGCAUACUGAAGAAAUACACACAACCCACAAAAAAUGUCAAACCAAUAGAGAAAGCCAAAGAGAAAUUACCAGAAAAGUCACAGACCUCAAAGACUAUUGCUAAACCUUCAUCAUCCGAGAGUAAACCUGAAAGGGCAAAGAAACCCCCGCUAACAAAAACCAACCCCAAGGUGCAGGAACUCAAAUCUGCAGCCAAUGAGAUGUUUAAGAACGGAGCCAUUCCUACUGCUUUAGAUAUGUAUACAAAUCUCUUGGAGUACAUUUUUGAGAAGUGCCAAGGUGAAGUGGAUAAUCACGAGAUAGCUGUUAUUUAUGGAAAUCAAGCCGAGUGCCUGUUGAAAAUGGGUCUCUAUCAGGAAGCUUUCAAUGCAGCAAUAGAGAGUGUCAGCUAUGAUGGGCACUGGUUUAAGUCACAUCUAAGAGUUGGAAAAGUCCAAGCAGCGAUGGGGAGAUUUGAGGGGGCCCUCCAAGCCUUCGGUAAUGCCUGCCAGGAACUGGAAGAUUCACCAGAAAACUUCAAUAUUCGACUGGAGAUUCUGGCAGAGCUAGCCAGCAGCGUCCCCAAGGAGAAGAUCAAUGGACAAAUGAUGUUGUUGGACUUGAGAGGUUGUAACAAGCAGGCCUGGGCUGUCACAGCUUGUAACCUCAUAGCAAGAGGGCAAUGGGAUAGUGCCAGAUUCGCCUAUUUUCAGCAUUCCAGAAGACCAGCCCAUAGAGGUGUAGACGAUAUCAAUGAGGUCAAGGUCAAUUUUCAGCCUCUGUGCGACCUUCAGCGGAUUGUUCGUGAGAAAUGGGUGAUGGACUUGAUAAUGUUUUUGAUCUAUAGAGGAGCGGACUACCACACAAUAAGUCUGGAGAGAGGAGACACAUAUUUUCAUGCUGUGGUUCGGAUGACCCUUGUAACUAACAUUAUGGAACUGUUCAUGAUCAUGCUGGAUAAGGUGAGUGAAAACCAUGACCAUAAUCUCCAGGACAGCCAGGGAAACACAGCCCUGCAUGCUGCCACCCGACAGGACGAGGCCCAGCCUCACUUCAGAUUCCAGAUCAUCUCGAUUUUGUUGGAGAUUCAGGUCAACCCUAUGAUGAAGAACAAGGCAGGGAAAUAUGCAGUCCAGUACCUCCCUCAGGGGGAGCUCCAGGCCGUGUCUCUACUUCAUCAGGCUAUGGCGGAUCAGGAAGCUAUAGAGAAAGAAGUGCAGAAACAGAAACAACGACAGGAACAGGAGAAGCAAAGACUGGAGAAACUGAGGCAGCAGGAGGAGCGACAGAGACAGAAGGAGGAGAAACGGGAGGAGGGGGAGAGGAGGCGGCUAGAGAGGGAAGAGGCGGAGAGGAAGCGACAGCUUCAGAACCAGAGGAAGGCCGAGGAGGCCAGGAAAAAAGAGCCUAUGAAAAAUUUGACAUUGGAUUCGUAUUGUAAAGAAUACUGUGAGCCAAGGAUAGAUGAAGCAAAAGUAUUUCUGCAGGAAAACAACAUGAGACAUGCAUAUUUGCGCCUAGCGGAAGUAUUAAAGAAAGACCACAGAUCAGAGAAGCACAAGAAGAUGGAGAAAAAAGCAUUAGAUAUUGUAAUUACCUCCCUUGGAAGAUCACUUAACCCAGAAAUUCCAGAUAAACUUGCCAAGAUACCUCACAAACUUUAUGAACAGAUCAUCAAUGGUUUAGCAGCCAAUGAGAAGUGGAGACAAAUGUAUUUCACAGUCAAAGAACACAGGCUUCACUACGGAGACUUGUCUCUUCCCAACUUUGCCAAAUCUAUGUCCCUGGCCAAGGUCAUUCGACACUCGUCCUUCCAGGGGUCAGAACAACUCUUGGUUGACGUAGUAGACUGCAUGCUGAAUGGAGGAGCUGUGUUAGAUAAAGAUGGAAAGUUGGCCAUUCUUGCUGCUGUACAGGAGUGCCAAUUCAAAGUAUUGGAAGUUUUGUUGAAAUGGGGUGCAAACCCAGUCCAUCUCACCAUUAAUCAAGGAGACACACCCAUUCAUGCUGCAUUGUCUAUAGCCUUGGAAAGAGACAAAGGAAAUUUUUCAAUCUUGAACUAUUUCUUUGAUUUGUAUGAGAAGGAUCCAGAGAUGUACCCCAUGUUGGACCCAGCACAGACAAAUUCGGAUGGAGACGGUCUUUUCCACUUGGUAGCUAAAGCUAAAUACAGUGCCACCACUCAGAAGGCAACAGAACUUCUGUGUGACAAGAAACUGAAUGCCUUGGUGUUAAACAAAGAGGGAAAACUUCCUAAAGAUUACCUCAACUCCAAGAAUGAUCGGCGGUUACAGUUCUUCAGGUUGGCAUCAGUUGGAGGUGUAGUGAAGCCUAAGAAGAAACCAAAAGCCAAAACUUUGAGAAUCGAAGAAUCCAAAACUCAGACAGAAGAUCAAACAGAAGAUGAGCAAGAUCUUAUGUUAGAUGAGAGACAAGAUGAAACUCCACCCAGAUCUGAAGAAAUCCGAGAUGAAAAAUAUAAACAGGUUGUCCCCAUGCACAAAGAAGUUGUGAAAAGACACAUUGAAGAAAUGAUUUACAAUUUACCGGAUAUUCCUUAUUCCAUCUUUAAUCCAAAAGUAGUUAAAAUAGACGAGAUUCCAAACUUUCGACAAAAGAAAGAGCCAAGUGAAGAAAAGGACAAAUCGGAGGCACCUGCUAAGUUGGAGGAAAUGAAUGUACCAGAAGUAGAGGAGCCUCAGGAACCAGGGGAGGAGCAGGAAGUGGAGAAUGAGGAAUUUGAGAUUGAUCCCCAAGUCUUUGAUAAUUUGGAAUGGGAAGUAGAGUGUACAGCUGAUGUUUGGAAAACAUUACGGGACAAAAAAGUUCUCCCCGAGCUGAAGCAGAGAAUUAUUAGAAAGAUCCAGCUCCUGGCUAAAGGGGAAUGGACCACACAUCUGUGUAAGGAACUGAAAAAUGUCCCACCUACCCUCAAACUGUACGAAGUCAAGCUCAGUAAAGCUAGCAGAAUUAUCUGGGAAUUGGCGAUAGCAUUUUCACCAAGACUGAGUGAGGAUGCAGAACAGAGGCUGCAGUAUGCUGAAGAUGAAGCAGACCAGCCGGUCCGUGGGGGUAGGAUUUACUCUGAGGUCAUUAGAGUCUGGGACAUCGUGUUCGACCAUGACAAGAUAUUUAAGUCUGUACAGCGCAUCAUCAAAUCCCAUUCCAGAGGAGAGGAAUGUAUAAUUCAAAAAAAGUUAAAAGGAGUCAAACAGGAUCAAUUCAAGGGAGUGAAUGUUAAGAGAUUCCCAAUGGUCUUUGCUGAGAGUGAUUUUGAUGUGGAUGUUAAUGCCCUGAAGGAAUAUCAAGAAAGCUUGCAGAGAUACUACCCUCCAGCCAGUUCAAAUGAGACUGAAUACCACAUUCUGAAAUUCUACAAUUUCGACUCUAACUUAGUCAGUCAUGUUUUGCAAAAUCUUGAAGUGAAAGUGGAUUUCCCAUUCAGGGUGACUGAUUUGGAACAUGCCAUUAUCAACCUUAAGUCCAAGGCUCCGAUUUUGUUGCUCGGUCGCAGUGGUACAGGAAAGACCACCUGUUGUCUGUAUAGACUUUGGAGUCAGUUUGUUUCAUACUGGACUGGGGCAGUAGCUGCUGAUUCCAAACUGCUGCCAAGAUGUCAGAUCUUUCAACAGGAUGAUGAUGUUGUUGAUGAAGAAAAUGAGGACUCUGAAGAAGACACAUCUGAAGAAGAAGCAGCUCCUGCAGAAGCAGCUGAAAAUGAGGAAGAAGAAGAAGAAGGCCAGUGGUAUGAUCAUCUCCACCAGGUCUUUAUUACAAAGAAUGUCGUGCUGUGCAGUGAGGUUCAGAAGAACUUUAAGGAGUUGAGUCAUGCCUGUGAUGUAGCCAGGAACUUUGUGUCCCAGGAGGAACAGCCCCUCCCCUACAGGAUCCAGGACCUGGGGGAUAACCAGUUCCCCAUCUUUAUCACCUCUAAGAAACUGCUCCUGAUGCUAGACGCCUCACUGAAGGGGCCUUGCUUCUUUGAGAGGAAUGAAGAUGGAAGUUUAAAGGUUGAAGUCCAGGGAUGGGCUGAGUCAGAUGGAGCCUUCAGCUUCCUGCCUAUGCUAGAGGAAGGAUCAGAUGAUGAAGAUGAGGAGGAUGAAGAUGACCAGUACCAGGACGCUGAUGACAGCGAAGAUGACGACAACGACCAGGGUACACAGAAUCGACCGCGUAAAAAAGUGGAUCCGCGGAGGGAGGUGACCUAUGAAGUGUUUGCGGAGGAAGUUUGGCCCCGGAUCAGCAAGAAGUGGUCCACACGAUACCACCCCUCUCUGAUCUGGAUGGAGAUUAUGUCUUUCAUCAGAGGCUCCUUUGAGGCGCUGUCAAAGCCUUUGGGGUACCUGUCCAAGGAAGAGUACUUGGAUUUGGGGAGAAAGCGGGCUCCUAAUUUCUCUGGGGAAAGGGAGCACAUCUAUGAUAUUUUCAAGAAAUAUGACCAUUUCAAGAGACAGAAAUUCUUGUUUGAUGAAACAGAUUUAGUUCAAAAUGUGUUCAACAGGCUGAAGAAAGAGAAAGAGAUGAAGUGGAUUAUCCAUCAGAUUUAUGUGGACGAGACUCAGGACUUUACCCAGGCUGAACUGUGUCUCCUUCUGAGGGUGUGUCACUCCCCUAACGAGAUGUUCCUGACUGGAGACACCGCCCAGAGCAUCAUGAGGGGUAUAGCCUUCAGGUUCAAUGACCUUCGCUCCCUCUUCUUCUACGCCAAAAAGUCCAUGCAUGCCAUUGGAAAGUCUUCCGGUGUAAAAGUGCCAAAGAAGGUCCAUCAGUUAACCCACAAUUACCGGUCUCACGCCGGAAUUCUGUCUCUGGCCUCCAGUAUCCUGGAUCUGAUGGUGGAGUUCUUCCCAGAAUCUUUCGACAGACUGAAGAAGGACCAAGGGCUGUUCCAGGGACCUCCUCCUGUCCUUCUAGAAUCCUGCAGCUUUAGUGAUUUAGCUGUGCUUCUACGUGGAAACAAAAGAAAAACUUCCCACAUUGAGUUUGGUGCCCAUCAAGCCAUCUUGGUUGUAAAUGAGGCUGCUCGGGACAACAUUCCGGAGGAACUCAACCUUGGAUUGAUCCUAACCAUUUACGAGGCCAAGGGACUGGAGUUUGAUGACAUCCUUCUUUACAACUUCUUCAAAGAUUCUCAGGCUAUUAAAGAAUGGAGGGUAGUGACAGAUUUCCUUGAAAAGUUGGCAGCAACAAACGAGCAGAGCAGUAUACACAGCUCGGAGAGUUUGGUGUCAAUUAAUGCAGAUGUCCUCAAACUUGGUGAUCGUCCUCGACCUUUAGCCUUUGACCCCAACCAACACAAGGUUUUGAAUUCAGAGUUGAAGCACCUGUACACUGCAGUCACAAGGGCCCGUGUUAAUGUGUGGAUAUUUGACGAGGAUCGGGACAAAAGAGCACCUAUGUUUGAGUAUUUCAAGGCUCACAAAUUGACAAGGAAUAUUACUAGUGCUGAAGUAGAAAAUGACUCUGCUGGAGGUAUGUUUGCGGAGGAGUCUUCCACAGAGCAAUGGCUGCAGAGAGGGGGAGAGUUCAUGAAGCACUCCUUGUAUGAGGUAGCAGCAAAGUGUUUCAACCGCGGCAAGAACUACCACAUGGAAAAAAUUGCCAAGGCACACCAGUCAGCCCUUUUAGCCUCAAGAAUGAAAGACACCCCUGCAAAAAUGAAAGAAGCAUUUUUAAUGGCAGCAGAACAAUUUUUGGAAUGUGAGCAGCCAAACAAAGCAGUCAAAUGUCUACAGAACUCCAGAGAGAGAGAGCUAGUGGCUCACUUAUAUGAGAAAAUGAAUCAGUUGGAAAAAGCUGGAGAGACUUAUCGUAAACUAAAGCGUCCAAUUGAGGGAAGCAGGUGCUAUGAACAGCUCGGGAAAUUCAAUCUGGCUGUGGAGACUUUGGUAGAGAACGAUCUGUAUGAAAUGGCCAUUGAUACACUGAAGCGAUACAAAAGUCUUACAAAGGAACUUGAAACACAGUUGACGCCCCCACCCAGAAUUCUGAUAGACAACGCUCCAGAUCGCAGACAUACAGUGGAGAGUUUGAGUUAUAAGGCAGCAGAGGCCUAUCACCGCUCCAAAAACAAGGAGAAAAUGAUCGCAGCUCUAGAGCGACUGCGAAACCUUGAGGAGAGAACAGACUUCUUGAUCCACAAAAACUACAUUGAGGAAGCUGCAAAAAUGUUUCAAGAAGCUGGCAUGCUUGCAGACGCUGUGGAUCUGUACACUAAGAAAGGUAUGAACAAAGAGGCUCUACAGUGUGCUCAGAAAUCACAGGACAAAAAUGCAAUAGGACAGAGUCUUGUCUUGGACAGCAAGAUACGACUCAGUCAGUACAAAGACUUUAAUGACAUAGAGGAAGAAGUCAAAAACGAAAUAUGUGAAAACCUGAACCAAGCAUUUUACUCUCUGCAAGACUUGGAAAACAAGCUAGCGGCAGGUGAAGCAGCCUUCUUAACUGGAGAACUAACAGGAAGGACCGAGUUCAUCAACAAAGCUUUUGGGGCAUUUUCCAAAUCACGCCCAAGGUCAGAAAUAGGCCAACUUGAGUGCAUGCAUUGGAUGGUUCACAACUCUAACCUUUAUGAAAGAGAAAAUCUCAGGAAAUGUGUCCUUGGAAUGCAGAAUCUUUUUGUAAAUUUGUUUGUGCUUGCAAAGCAUAAUACGGAAAAGGAAAGAAACCGUCUGCAAGAAAUUUUCAAAUUCUUUGGAUUUUAUCCUGCAGAGGAAGAGAAUAAACUUGUUUAUUACCCAAAACAGCAACCAAGAGCCCUGUUGGUAAUGUCAAACAAAAACAGAGAAGUUUUUAGAUGUAAAGAAGACAAAGAUAAAAUUAGGGAAAAAAUAUUCAAAUUUUUGGAGGAACGAGGAGUCGUAUGGAAGAAAAAACUAGAAAAAGUCAUCAUCGAUUGCAGAAACAAGAAUAAGCAAUGUCCAGCUAUUAGGCUUGGGGAGACAUGUAAAAAUUCCCAAGAUGAAAAUUCAGAUGGUCAGACUUGCCCUUUUCUCCAUGCUCCUCUGAAACCCAAGAAAUUUGAUCUUCUUACUGAAUAUGACAUGCUAGCUAUAGAACUGGAAGUGCAUAUUCAUCAUGGAGCAGAAGAUGUCAGAGCCAUGGAGCCAGAUUUUGAUAAAGAGGGACGCUUUAUAUCUAAUGAGUUGGAAGAAAGGUACAAGGCAUGCAGUUGGUUACUGGAGGAUCUCAUUCCACAAAAUUAUCACAAUGCUAUCAUAUCUUCAGGCCCUGAAAGGUCUAGAGAUCUGAUAAAAAAGUUGAGAUAUUCUAAGUAUGUCAAAAAAAGAAUGAUACGAUAUUUGAAGGGUCUGUUUGAUAAAAUGGAAAAAUUUGAGAGAAAAGACAACAUCAAAGUAUUUGUCAUGAUUCGAUUUGUCAUUCCUUUGUUAAAUCUGGAAAUGAAGCCUAAACUUGAUGAUCUCAUGUCAAGAUUUGAAGACUCUAUGAAUAAGGAAUGUUCUAGAAAAGAACGAAGGAGAAAGAAAGAAUGGGCAAUGAAACUAGGACUCAUGAUAGAUGAUAGUGAUGGAAAAACUUAUGUCCGCUCAAUUGCAAGAAGGUUUUGUGAUGGGUAUGAAGAGAUUACAGGAAUGAACAAUAAUCCCUCUGAAGCACUGAUACAGUUUACCAAGUUUUGUGCUCUGUUGAGCAAUACUGGCAGUGUUGAAGUCCUCCCCCAUUACAACCAGCUCCUGUUGUGGAUGGAAUAUUUUACUACCGUUGCCUUUUGUUUGACAGCCAAAGUACAAAAUACACCGAGCUUCUUCUUUGUGAUCCCAAACUCUUACAUUGCAGUAGUCUAUUUCAUAGAUUCAACAUUUGUUCAGGAGAGAGGUGUACCAACUUUUGAGGCUGUUCAGAGGCAUAGAAUGUGGAAAAGUGCUCUAGACACCAAGUUGUUUCAGGAUAGAUUAAAAAAAAUGGUUGAAAUUAUUUGUGGGCUUACAAGUGACACAAAAAUAAACCUUCUUAGCCUCAUAUUUCAGUCCAACAACCCCGACACACCUAUUACUCAUGAGGCCUAUGGCAUUGCAGAAAGGCUACUUGUUCUUGUCCUUGUGCUGGUUUGCAAUCUAGGUAAAAGUGUAUAUCCUAUGGUGGAAACUAAACUGAUGAGUGAGCUGUGUAAAAUCAAAGUCUGGGAGGAAUACCCCAGCAGGCUGUCAGAAGCUCUUAAGUCAGUGCAACAAGCAGGAUCUCCAGCAGAGGUAGCAAAGGCACUCCAGGUUCUGCUCUCAAAGAGAGAAAAUGACUCUCUAGGUUAUUGUAUUUGGGAUAAUUCUGACAGAAGGAAUGGACUGCGAACACAGGAGUUGAAGGCCAAAGAGCUUAGUAAGAAGUUCUUCCUUGAAGAGGAAACGCUUCAGGCCAUGAACAACCCUCAUGACAUUGUGUCCAGUAAACCAAGGACAGAGAUAGAUGAAGAUGAUGAGAUGGAUACCCCAAUCUCAAUGGAGGAGAAAAUGGAGAUUGACAGAAUAAGAAAGGAGAAAGAGAGAAGUGAAAAGGAAAAUAAAGCAAGGAAGAUAAUUGACCGGGUCAUACGAAGAUUCAUUUUCUGUUCAAAAGCAAAAAAAUUGUCUGAACGUGUUAAACGUCAAAUAAGCAUAGAGAGGAAAGAGGAGAAACUGAAAGUAUUUAACUCCAUACAGAUAACUAACACAGUGUGUGGUAUUUGUGGUGUACAGUUUAAAGAAAGGAGCCCGGGUUUUUUGUUUCCUGUGGACAGACAAACUUCCAAUGACUCUGAAUCCUCUGGAUUAUUACAACCCCCAAGUCCAUUGCAGCUGCCACAGCCAAAUCAUGAAAUGGUGCAACAAAUUCAAACAACUCCAAGUCCGGAUAAAGUAAUGGACAAUCCAUUUGCCUCAUUGCUUGAAAAUCACCCCAUGUUUAUGUCUCAGAAAAGUUUUGAAGAUGCAAAUCAAGAAACACGAGAAGAACAUGAAAAAAGUGAAAAGCAUAAAGAAAUGGUCAAAUUUUACCAACAUUUUCGACUCAAAUAUAUGCAGGAGAUAUCUGAUCCUUUUCGUGAAGUACGAGACUUUAUGCAGCGUUAUAAGCUUGGAUCAGCAGAAUUGGUAGAAAAACACUUUAAGGAAGAGACUUACAACAUUGGAAUUCUACGUAGACAAAGGGAAUCCGUGGAAAAUAAAAUAGAAAAUAUUAUCAAAGGGUGUGAGUGGCAAAAUGGGGAAAUUUGGGGGGAGGUACAGGAGAUGAUUGGUUCCUACCACUUGAUCAAAGACUAUGUGGAGACUGAAGCACGCAAGAGAAAAGAGAGAUCAGAAAAGCAGAGAGAAGCUGACUUAGCCAAGAACAAACAAGAAAUUCAAGAUGACGAUUUGGAAGUUAUUGAGCCAGUUGUUGAUGAACCUAAAGAGAGGCGACCAAAAGGACGAGGGAAGAGAAAAAGUCAAAGGCGAUGAAAAGACACCCACUGUUAUCUGAAAGCUGUAAAUAGUAGUGAAGUCUAACUCAAUGCUUUCUCCCUUACUUCUGUUGAUGAUUCAGUUUUGACAUUUCCUAUUUAAAGUGGAAUGCAUGCUAAAAAAAAAUUGACUAGUAUUUUAUGGAUUGUUAAAGUAUCAUAUCUGAAACAUGAUUUCGUUGUUCAAAGAAUGAUAUAUGUUUUUUUUAUGUUAUAUGUUUUUUUUUUUCAUUUUUGUGUAAGAAAUGGAUGAUCUGUUUUGGCUGCAAGUAACAAACUGUUAAAUUUAAGAAUUGGUGUUAAUGAAUGCAGAUAUUAUUAUUUAAUAAAUCAUAGCCAGUAAUAAAGUAAAUAAGAUGUUUUAUUUAUUUUAAUAAAAACGAAAAUCAUUUUUUGUAAUAUUUUUCAAACCUUUUGAUUAAAUCUAGUAUAGAGACGUGCUUUGCAGAGAAAAAAUACUAGACAUUUUUUGAAAAGGUCAGUAAAAUUGGCGAAAUUUUUUAAAUAUUGCUAAUAUUCAGAAUUUGACCGAAUCCAAUUAAAAACUAAUCCCCAUCUGAAUUACAAAAACGUAAAUAUCAGCAAUAUAUCUUAAUUUGCAGCCAAAAAUCAAUUUCAUUUGUUUAAUUCAUGUACAGACUAUAUUACUACUAAAUGUUUUAAUUUAGAUUUCACCAAUUUGAUUCAAUUUAUUCUUUAAAAAUGAUUGCCUUACAUUUCUUCUCUAUAUUAAGAAAUGUGUCUAUAAAAGACUUCAUCAUGUACGGGUUUGAAAAAUGUUCAUAAAUUUUGAUGAAAAAAGGUAAAACGUCUUGUAUUUGACAUAACUGGACAUGAAUGAUUAGAUAUUAAUAUGCAUUCACACCAAAUUUUAAUCUCUACAACGUGUUACAGACUUGCAACCAAAACAGAUUUUUCACUUUCUCAUUUAAAAACAAACAAAAU
Molecule: messenger RNA, 12822 nt
Organism: Magallana angulata
Lineage: Eukaryota; Metazoa; Mollusca; Bivalvia; Ostreida; Ostreidae
Product: TPR and ankyrin repeat-containing protein 1-like
Exons: 36
Coding region: 350-11875 (3841 amino acids)
Molecular function (GO): ATP binding; protein binding
Source: RefSeq, a predicted model, not a curated record